Messenger RNA from Ectocarpus sp. CCAP 1310/34, 2818 nucleotides. Lineage: Eukaryota; Phaeophyceae; Ectocarpales; Ectocarpaceae. The record is from the annotation of a GenBank genome assembly.
CACCAGGCAGCAGCUAGCGGGUAGCAUUCUUGCUUCGAAGCCAGGGCAGAGCGUUGGUAACGAUGACACUCAGGAAUGGGUUCGGCCUGCCUCUGCUUCUUUUGCUGCUGACGACUGGGAAUGUAGCUGCCUCCUCCACGAGGGGAUACAAGCGGACGGGGGGAUUGCUUUCGGGUGGCGGCGAUGCGGGCAGGGUCAGGGGCCGUAGCGACGGCCGCCGGUUGGUCGGGCUGACAAGAACCUUGAGAGGAGGUGGGGCAGCGGGCGAGUCCGACCUGCGGCUAUCGACAUCGACGUCGUCGACCACGUCGGAAGCCGCGGCAACAGUUGCGACCUCCGUCGUGUCGAGACGAAAAACAACGGCGAGCGCCACCGAGCUCAAAAACGCGGCGGAACCGGUGUCGCUUGGGGGCGUUGUGGAAGAAGGGGACGAGGGCGAGGAGUCGGCCGGCUUGGUCAUUGGUGCAGGGGAGGGGUUGUUGGGGGCGACGCGCGUUGGGGAAGGGGUGAAGGUUAGGGGGGGGGUGGUGGCCGGGCUGAUCACCAAGGUUUUCGCCAUCGAGAAGCACGAGCUGCGGAAGUUCCUGACCAUGUCGGUCAUGAUGUUCGCAAUCAUCUACGUCUUCACCAUGACCAGGGACACGAAGGACGCGCUGGUAGUGACCAACUGCGGCGCGGAGGCAAUCGCCUUCCUCAAGGUCUACGCGGUGCUGCCUGCGGCGGCACUGUUCAUGAUCGGCUACAACUGGCUGUCCAACCACGUCGGGAGCCGGGCGCUGUUCCACAUGACCAUCACGCCGUUCUUCGCCUUCUACGCGUUGUUUGCCUUCGUCAUGUACCCCAUGAGAGGGGUCUUGCAUCACUCUGCUGGGGCGAUGGGCAAAGACGAGCACGUGUUCUCGCACAUGAUCAACAUGGGGCGCUUCUGGAUGUUCUCGCUCUACUACGUGGUCUCGGAGCUGUGGGGCUCGGCGGGCGUGCCGCUCUUGUUCUGGACGUGCGCGAACGAGGUGACCCCCAUGACGCAGGCCAAGCGCUUCUACCCGCUCUUCGCCAUCCUCGGCAACCUGGGCCCCAUCGCCUCGGGGCAGACGAUGGCCUACGUUAGCCGUAACCGCCCGGCGGGGAUGGACGCCGAGGUGGCCUUCGAACGCACGCUGAAGAUUCUGACGAGCCUGAUUCUUGGAGCGGGAGGAAGCAUCAUGGUGUUGUACGAAGUGAUCAUGGCCAUUAGCAAGAAGGAGGCCGAAGACAACGAUGCGCUCAAGAGCCCCAAGGAGCGGCGGCGCAAGCAGAGGAAGCUCGCCAAGGAGAAGGCCAAGCAGAAGAUGGGGCUCCUCGACUCCUUCCGCUUCCUCUCCAAGUCCAAGUACCUGGGCUACGUCGGGCUCAUCGUGAUCAGCUACGGGCUGUCGAUGGAGUUCACGGAGAUCGUCUGGAAGGCCAUCGUGAAGCUGGCGUACCCGGACAAGAGCGACUACAUGGCCUUCAUGGGACAGUAUAGCAGCAUCGUCGGCGUGACGACGGCCUUCAUGCUCCUGGUCGGCAAGGAGGUGAUCAAGUACCUCGGGUGGGAGGUGGGGGCUCUGGCCACCCCCGCGGUGAUGGCCGGCCUGGCCGUGCCCUUCUUCGGGUACAUCAUCUUCGGAGAUAUCCAGCAGUCCAAGAAGACCCUGAUGAUGGCGGUGUGGGUGGGCAUGGUGCAGAACGUCCUCAGCAAGGCCACGAAGUACGCCCUCUUCGACCCCACAAAGGAGAUGGCCUACAUCCCUCUCGACAAGGAGUCGAAGGUGAAGGGCAAGGCCGCCAUCGACGUGUUGGGGGCGAGGCUGGGCAAGUCGGGCGGAGCCCUCGCACAACAGGGGCUGGUGGUGGCAUGUGGAUCAAUCCUCACGGGAGCACCGGUCCUGGCCACCCUGUUUGCCAUGGUGUCGGCCAUGUGGAUCACUUCGGUGGUGAAUCUGGCGAAGCUGUUCAGGGUGCGCCAGGCCGAGGCAGAGAAGGCGGCGGCCGAGGGACACCGAUGAACCAGCCAAUCAGAGUCACCCGUUCGUUCUGCUGUGCCAUCUCUACCUGGGAGUUGAAGUUUGACUGGAGUACAUCGGUUGGUGGGGGGCGCGGGGUCAUAGCUUGCGCGCCACGCGGUUGGUCUGCUCAUUUAGAGUGGGUUGAUGGGACAUGCUAUGAUCGAUGCUCGUGUAGAGUGGGCCGAUGGACACAUGCAGAAGCGGGUGUGUGCCCGUAUUGUUCAUGUCGUGGAAUAGAUCAGUUUCACUGUUCCGACCGGUGAUGGUGGUCUCUGGUGCUUGGGGGUCAAAGGAGACGAUAGGGAACGGGCCAACAAACUCAUUGCGAGUAUCCCGAGGGUGGACGGGGCUACAACACAUACUCCACGCAGAGCGAGAUUUGAUGCUUGAUUUUGUAGGGGGCCAUUCCCAACCCCCAUCGAGGCAUCGUCAUUGUGCUUGGUGAACCGGGUGUUGGUUGUAACCUCUUGACUAAUGCCUUGCGCCGUAGAAUAUUGUCCACUUUGGGUACUGCAGAUUUUAUCCUACUUAGUACGUGGGUUAGCAACUGGUUCAGGUUAGCUUAGGAGGUGGUGGAAUGUGACGUUAGCUGGUCGCUUAACACCUUGGUUGUGCUUGAGAAUGUGGCGGGAGCAACGGCUCUCAUGGAAGCAUUUCAUGAGCUCUAUAUUGUAUAGAUGACCUCAGUCUCUUGAGGGCAAACCACGGAUAUGUCCAUGUCGUCCGUUUUCGCGUGGAAACCGUGAAUAUGAAGAAGCGCCUUCCUCCCUUCAUUUGCGUGCGUCCAGGCU